AUGCUGCACGCCGCGGUCGUUGCAGGGUUGCCGGCGCGGCUCGCCGCCAAGAGGCCACUGGCGGUGACUGUGGCGGCGAGGGUUGCGCUUGCGAGUACCGAGGCGAGGUCGCCACUUCUCAGGGCACUGAGGUGCGGGCGAGUCCCGGUGCCGGGGAGGAGAGUGUGCAUAUGCUCCGCCGCCGGCGACGAUAGCGGCUCGGAAGCGGCGUCCUCCGCGGCGGAGGGCGAAGAGGCUGCGUCUGGGGAGGAAGGCGAGGGGGAGAAUGCCUCUGCGAUCGUGCCCGCUGUCCUCCGCCCCGAGGAUUGCCACACGGUCAUAGCUUUGCCUUUGCUACAGCGACCACUAUUUCCAGGAUUUUACAUGCCAGUCUAUGUAAAGGACCCAAAGCUGUUGCAAGCUUUAGUUGAAAAUAGCAAAAGAUCUAUACCAUAUGCUGGGGCCUUUCUUGUCAAGGAUGAGGAAAAGACUGGCCCCUAUGCUUUGAUCAGUUCAGAAUCAGAUACUUUUUUUUUGAACGCAACUGGUUCAGAAUCAGGUAAUAGCAUUCAUGAAUUGAAAGGGAAAGAAUUGUUGAAGUGUCUUCAUGAUGUUGGCACUCUUGCCCAGAUAACAAGAAUUCAAGGAAAUCUGGUGGUGCUACUUGGUCACCAUCGUAUACGGACAUCUGAGAUUGUUGUGGAUGAGCCACUUACAGUUAAGGUUGAUCAUCUGAAGGAACUACCUUAUGAUAAGGAUGAUGAUGUCAUAAAGGCGAUGUCUUUUGAAGUUAUAUCCACUUUAAGGGAUGUUCUCAGGACAAACUCCCUUUGGAAGGAUCAAGUUCAAGCCUAUACCCAGCAUAUGGGUGACUUCAACUACCCAAGACUAGCAGAUUUUGGUGCUGCUAUUUCAGGUGCCAACAAGUUGCUUUGCCAGGAAGUUCUUGAAGAGUUAGAUGUAUGCAAACGGUUGAAGUUGACUCUUGAGUUGGUAAAGAGGGAGUUAGAGAUUAGUAGGUUGCAGGAAUCCAUAGCAAAAACAAUUGAAGAAAAAAUUACUGGAGAACAGCGCCGCUACCUGUUGAAUGAGCUACUUAAAGCAAUUAAGAAGGAGCUAGGAUUGGAGACAGAUGAUAAAACAGCUUUGUCAGAAAAAUUUAGGGAAAGGAUUGAAGCAAAAAAAGACAAGUGCCCCCCUCAUGUCUUACAAGUCAUUGAAGAGGAGCUCACUAAGCUUCAGCUGUUAGAAGCUAGCUCCAGUGAGUUCAGUGUAACCCGCAAUUAUUUAGACUGGCUAACCGUGUUGCCCUGGGGAGAUUACAGUGAUGAAAACUUUGAUGUGCACCACGCUCAACAUAUUCUUGAUGAAGAUCACUAUGGUCUAGCUGAUGUCAAAGAAAGAAUUUUGGAAUUCAUAGCAAUUGGAAAGUUGAGAGGAAGUUCACAAGGUAAGAUCAUAUGUCUUUCUGGGCCACCUGGAGUUGGAAAAACUAGUAUUGGACGUUCAAUUGCACGUGCACUAAACCGGAAGUUCUACAGAUUCUCUGUUGGAGGUUUGACCGAUGUAGCAGAAAUUAAGGGUCAUCGGCGGACAUAUGUUGGGGCAAUGCCAGGAAAGAUUGUUCAGUGUUUGAAAUCAGUAGGAACAGCAAAUCCUCUAGUUUUGAUAGAUGAGAUUGACAAGCUUGGGAAAGGGCAUUCAGGUGAUCCAGCCAGUGCACUAUUGGAACUUCUUGAUCCCGAACAGAAUGCUAACUUUCUUGAUCACUAUCUAGAUGUCCCUGUUGACUUAUCCAAGGUUCUUUUUGUUUGCACUGCAAAUGUCAUUGAGAUGAUACCAAGCCCUCUACUGGACAGGAUGGAAAUCAUUGCUAUUGCCGGUUAUAUAACUGACGAGAAGAUGCAUAUUGCUAGGGAUUAUCUAGAAAAAAGCACAAGGGAGGCCUGUGGCAUCAAGCCUGAGCAGGUUGAGGUCACAAAUGAUGCUCUUCUUGCUCUUAUUGAAAACUACUGCCGCGAAGCUGGUGUGCGGAACCUUCAAAAACAGAUCGAAAAAAUUUAUCGAAAGAUAGCUCUGAAACUUGUUCGUCAAGGGGUAUCAAGUGAGCCACCUCGAGAUAUCACAGUAGUAGAAGCAGAUAAAAAGUCAGUCAAUUUUGAUGUUGCAACAAAAGUAGAAGAUAAGAACUCGAAGAAUUCUAUCGCAGAAGAUGCUUCAGUGGAAGUGGGCCCAAUUGAUUUUUCUCUUGAUAAUAUUAAUGUGGUGCCUUUAACAACAGAGUCGGAAGUAGGCCACAAUGAGCAUUCCAAUGAAGCACCUACAAAAACUUUUGCAGAAGAGACAGCCAAACUAUCUAAUACUUUUAAGAUACCAGAGGCCAACAAUGAAAGCAUAAAUAGGACUAUGGAAGUGCUUGUAGACAAGCCUGAGGAGAAAGUUGUUGUCAAUGCAUCAAAUCUUGGUAAUUUUGUUGGGAAGCCUGUGUUCCAAGCAGAGCGCAUAUACAAUCAGACUCCUGUUGGAGUGGUCAUGGGUUUAGCUUGGAAUGCUAUGGGUGGUUCGACCUUGUACAUUGAGACAGCAAAAGUAGAGGAAAGCAAAGGCAAGGUCACACUUGUUGUGACAGGCCAGCUUGGCGAUGUCAUGAAAGAGAGUGCCCAAAUUGCACAUACAGUUUGUAGAGCUGUAUUACUAGAGAAAGAACCAAAUAAUCCUUUUUUUGCAAAGUCAAAGCUGCAUUUGCAUGUUCCUGCUGGAGCCACACCAAAGGAUGGGCCGAGCGCUGGGUGCACCAUGGUAACAUCGAUGUUGUCCUUAGCCAUGGGGAAAUCUGUGAAGAAAGACUUGGCAAUGACUGGUGAAGUAACUCUAACUGGACGAAUUCUUCCAAUUGGUGGGGUGAAGGACAAAACCAUUGCUGCAAGGAGAAGUGGGGUAAAGACAAUCAUAUUCCCAUCAGCAAACCGAAGGGAUUUUGAUGAACUUGCUUCUAAUGUGAAAGAAGGUCUUGAAGUCCACUUUGUUGACAAAUACAACGAAAUAUAUGAUAUAGCUUUUACAAGUGAUACCAAGACACAGGAAAGCUAG
Miscanthus lutarioriparius is the source of this 3069-nucleotide messenger RNA. The record is from the annotation of a GenBank genome assembly. Lineage: Eukaryota; Viridiplantae; Streptophyta; Magnoliopsida; Poales; Poaceae.